CAAAGGACGAGAAUAGAAACGUGGCCAAGCCUCCCACGUCACAAGAAAAAAUUAUCACCUACGGCUGCCACCCACUUUUUACUCCCUCCCGCCUGAAACAAACAAUGGAAAAAAUUGGAGAGGCGCCCCCCACAGCUGCUGCAGGCAAUGCUCCUGUACGUGACGGCGAUUAUGCCGCACGUGGCACACGUGGCAGCCCUCACCCAUUGUCAUCACACGUCAUCAUCUCCAUCUCCAUCACCAGCCUAUAAAUACGGAGGAGGAUCUGCGCAACAGCUCGUUGCCUCCGGAAACCAAAUUAUGGAAGAGACCAAUGCCUCGAAGCUUCGUUCCCAAUUCCUUCAUCUUCUCCGUACCCGACGAUCCCCUCAAGUUCCGCUGUCUGUGGAACUUGGACAUCCUGUGUUGGAUCCUAUGUACCAGGAAACUCCCCAUCCGAAGUUUAGUGAGGCAAUGGAAUCUUGUCCAAAGUUAGACAUUCCCAAUCUUAAGGAUCUGAAAGAGGAAAACUUGUACUUGAGGACCGAGUCAGGAGAGCAAGGGCGCUUGCCUGUGCUGAUUUUGAGCAUGAAAGAAAAUAGUCAUCAUAGAAGGCCAGCUGUUGUCUUUCUGCAUAGCACCAAGAAGUGCAAAGAGUGGUUACGGCCAUUGCUCGAGGCAUAUGCUUCACGGGGAUAUGUUGCUGUUGCCAUUGAUUCUCGUUACCAUGGGGAACGUGCAAGCAGUGUGACCACUUACCAAGAUGCUCUUGUAUCAUCAUGGAGAAAAGGGGAUACAAUGCCAUUCAUAUUUGAUACGGUCUGGGACUUAAUAAAGCUGGCAGAUUAUCUUACACAAAGGGCCGAUAUAGACCCAUCUAAAAUUGGCAUCACCGGGGAAUCGCUUGGAGGAAUGCAUGCAUGGUUUGCUGCCGCUGCUGACACGCGCUAUGCGGUGGCUGUCCCUAUAAUUGGGGUUCAGGGAUUUCGAUGGGCUAUUGACCACAAUAAGUGGCAGAGUCGGGUUGACAGUAUUAAGGAUGUAUUUGAAGAAGCACAGGUUGAUUUAGGCAAGAGUGUCAUUGACAAGGAAGUGGUGGAGAAGGUGUGGGACAGAAUUGCUCCUGGUUUAGCCUCCGAGUUUGAUUCACCUUAUACAAUACCAAUAAUUGCACCACGCCCUCUGCUGAUCUUAAAUGGUGAAAAGGAUCCUCGAUGCCCACUCGAAGGACUGGAAAUUCCCAAAUCAAGAGCACACAAGGCUUAUGAGGAAGCCCAUUGUCCUGAUAAGUUCAAGCUGAUAGCACAGCCUGGAAUCGGACACGAACUGACCACAUUUAUGGUAAAAGAAGCCAGUGAUUGGUUUGAUAGGUUCCUCAAGUAAGAAAUGUCUCAUCAUGUGUAGAUCGAAUCUAGGUAUGUUGUAGGUUGUGUGUUGUAUGUCGAUUUGCCAGGUCAUAUAUUAUUCUGGUCUUAUAUCUCUGUGCAAGGAUAUCUAAAGGCUUUGCAUAAAUAAAUAAAUGUGAAAUCCGUUCAUAAAAUUGUGCACUCAUUGUUCCUUUGUAAUGUUUGAUGUAACAAGUGCAGGACUUUUGUUGUGUGACUCUCCCUAAAAGCAGUAAUUAUUCUUUGUUCUUAA
Messenger RNA from Rhododendron vialii, 1617 nucleotides. RefSeq lists its product as uncharacterized. Gene Ontology annotation, biological process: proteolysis. NCBI's taxonomy places the organism in Eukaryota, Viridiplantae, Streptophyta, Magnoliopsida, Ericales, Ericaceae. The transcript has 13 exons. Gene Ontology annotation, molecular function: serine-type peptidase activity. The coding region runs from base 148 to 1362 and encodes 404 amino acids. The record is from RefSeq and is a predicted model, not a curated record.